CUACGCAUGCGCAGUUGGUCAAUCCUCCAUUUUGAAUUUUCCGCUACACGAAGGGACUGAGUCAGUCAUUUCGUUUCUCUCCACAUUUCCUCACAGGUGUAGCUUCUCCAGAAUCUGCAAGAUCAGUCAUGUCUGCUUCCGACCCAAGACUGAGACAGAUCAAGAUCAAGACUGGUGUCGUCAAAAGAAUUGGCAAGGAGAAGACGAUGUAUGGAAAGGAGGUGCUUAAGGAAGAAGAAAGACUUGAGAAGUUUAAGUCUGAAGGAAAAGAUGACCAUGACAUCAGAAAGCAGGAGGAGGUUUUGCAGGAGUCAAAGAUGAUGAUCCCAGACUGCCGCCGGCGACUGAUGACCGCACAUGAGGAACUCACAAAAAUGCUGGAGGCAGAGGCAGACCUGAAUGAGACAGAAGAGUUCAAAGCAGCACAGGAGGUCCUAGAUGACGCAUCCAAACAGCUUGCAGAACAGUAGGAGUGUCCUAGGAAGCCUGUAAACUCAAGCUACAGCAGUCCUCACAUCUGCUAUACACAUGUAGUCAUGUGACUGGUGUUACCUGCCAGUGUGGCACUGCACUUUUUCCAAAUAUGGGUAAUAUCCCAUGGUACAUUGCUACUGCGCAGUUCAUUCUCUCCAAAUAUUGUAGUUUUCUGCAUUGCACUAUGAUGGAAAAAUGAUAAACCAAUUCACAGUUUAAACUCCACAUGUGCAUGUAGGUAAUAUGUCAAACGUGAAGGUUCCAAACUUGUAAACCUAAACCAUGCUUAAUCAGGCGGGUUUUGUUUAUGUCAAAUUUGCCUUCAUCUUUGACAUAUUACCCACAAUGUAUCAUGUGCAGUUUAGUCCACCCAGCUGAUCGACAUGAAACUUGUGAAUGAAGUACUUUUGAUAAGAUGAUAUUAGAUGGCACACUUGGGGUGAUUUGGGAUUAUAGUUAGAAAUCUUGUGCUUUACUUCUGUCUACUGACUAUGCAGGGUUUAUGCGUGAAGAAGGAAUUGAUUAUGUAAAAUCUAAACAAAAAUGUUUGUAAUUGAGGUGAAGAAUCUGAAUUUGAUGCUUGAUGAUGUAUUGUAAUUAUGAUAAUUUGUGUGGUGUAUUUGUUUUGCAUUUAUUAACAACAUAUCUUCUCAAAGUAAACUACAACAAAGAAGAAAAGCAACCUUUCUGUAGCAUUAUGCAACAACCACUAGUAUUGGCUAGUGUUAAGCUGUUUGAAGUGUAUUCAACAACUGAGAGAAAAUCUCCUUGAAGCUUUAUCAAAUAUCCACACCUCUACAAACUACCAUUUUUAGAAAAAUAUUGAAAUGUUUCAGUUUCUAUUGUUAAGUUUAUCUCACUACACUACAGGUUUUGUUUAUGUCAAAUUUGCCUUAGACAAAUAUUGAAACGUUUCAGUUUCCACUGUUAAGUUUAUAAUACACUACAGAGUUAUAAAGGAAUCUUAAACUAUAGACAUCAAUGUGUGAUUUUAUUUUAUUUGUGUGUAACAACAUUCCAUGUUUUAAUUUGAAACAAGAAUAGAAAAUGUUGAUCUUAUCUUA
This is a messenger RNA of Branchiostoma floridae (Florida lancelet), 1538 nucleotides long. RefSeq names its product tubulin-specific chaperone A-like. The record is from RefSeq and is a predicted model, not a curated record. Gene Ontology annotation, molecular function: beta-tubulin binding. The coding region runs from base 129 to 470 and encodes 113 amino acids. Gene Ontology annotation, biological process: tubulin complex assembly; post-chaperonin tubulin folding pathway. Gene Ontology annotation, cellular component: microtubule cytoskeleton; cytosol. NCBI's taxonomy places the organism in Eukaryota, Metazoa, Chordata, Leptocardii, Amphioxiformes, Branchiostomatidae. The transcript is spliced from 4 exons.